CCUCCUGCCUCCUCUUUGCCCCGCAGAGCUCCCGACAUUCCAAACUGGAAAAGGCUGAUAUACUCGAGAUGACGGUGAAGCACUUGCGCAGCCUGCAGCGGGCCCAGAUGACCGCUGCACUCAACACGGAUCCCACAGUGUUGUGCAAAUACCGGGCAGGUUUCAACGAAUGCAUGAAUGAGGUGACUCGCUUCCUCUCCACCUGUGAGGGGGUGAACACGGAGCCUUUGCGCCCCACGGCAGUGCGGUCAUCCCACUCUACACCAACGGGGGACUGGGCUCAGGCCUUCCCCCUGCCGCUGCCACCAUCUCCUCAGGAUCCGGUGCCCCAUCGCUCCCAGCAGACUCGCUCUGGAGACCCUGCUGAGCAUGGCAGCUUUCAUGCGUCCCGGUGGCAAGCCAGCUGGAUGCUGGUGAAAAUGCCCUCUCCCAGUUCGGAGAGCGAGGCUGGGCGCGUGGGCACAAAGCAGCGCGCGCAGCAGAGCCCCGAUCCGCCCUCCCCUCCUCGCCAGGACAAGGGCUGCUUCCUCACCGUCCAUCCCGCGGGCCCGGCCCGGCCCGGCCUGUUUCCCGGCCCGCUGCCUCUCUCGGAAGCGGGGAAACCCAGGCCCCCUCUCUCCUUCGCCUGCGCGCUUCCCUCCACGCCCGUCCUGGCCUGGCUGUGA
Python bivittatus (Burmese python) is the source of this 665-nucleotide messenger RNA. Lineage: Eukaryota; Metazoa; Chordata; Lepidosauria; Squamata; Pythonidae. The record is from RefSeq and is a predicted model, not a curated record.